AUGCCCACUACGCCCCUUCGCACAGCUCUAAUUGGCCUGUCAUCCUCCGCCAUCACCUCCUGGGCGGCCGAUGCCCAUCUGCCAGCACUCCAGAGCACCGCCGGUCGCUCUCACUACCAGAUCACGGCUCUUUGCAACAGCAGUGUGGCCGCUGCAGAAUCCGCCAUCCGCACCUACCAGCUGGACCCGGCCACCGUCAAAGCCUAUGGCAACCCGGACGAGCUGGCUGCCGAUCCCACCAUCGACCUCGUCAUCUGCAAUACUCGCGUCGACAAGCAUUUUGAGACGGUGCUAGCCAGUAUUCGCGCCGGCAAGUCCGUCUAUAUUGAGUGGCCCAUUGCCAGCUCGCUGACCCAUGUCGACGAGCUGCUCGCCGUGGCGGGUGCCAGUGGGGCGUCGGUGGCCGUGGGCCUCCAGGGCCGCUUUGCCCCCGCCGUGCUCAAAGUCAAGGAGAUCUUGCGCUCCGGCCAGCUGGGCCGUCUGCUGAGUACGGAGGUCCGCGGGUUUGGCGGUACCCUCGAUCGAGAGUUUUUGCCUCCGGGCCUGAAGUAUUUCUCGCAGAAGGAGGUCGGCGGCAAUCCUAUCGUCAUUGGUUUUGGCCAUAUGAUUGAUUAUGUCCAAUCCGUCGUAGGAGAUGUAGUUGCUGGCACCGAUGAAGCGCGUACUCAGAUCCAGCGGCCCCGCAUCCGCAUUCGUGAUCCCCAGACGCAGAAGAUCGUGGAAGAGGUUGACUCGGAUGUGCCAGAUCUAAUCAGUGUGCAUGGGUCCCUGCCAGAAUCUCCUUAUACAGUUCCCGGGGCCAGCCUAGUGGCAUACUUUGCGCGAGGUCAACCUUUCCCGGGAGACCCGUCGCUCUCGUGGACGCUGAACUGUGAAGCGGGAGCCAUUCGCUUGUCGGCGCCCGCGGGGAUUUCGCUGCAGGCGGAUGCGUACCAGAACCCGGCGACCAUUUCGAUCCACCAAUAUGCCACGGACACGGUGGAAGCGGUGGAAUGGACGUGGUCAGAGGAGCAGUUGGAAGUGCCGGUCAAGGCCCGCUCUGUUCAACGGACCCUGAUCGAGUUUGCCAAGGGCAACCGCGAAGGUUAUGUCUCGUUGGAAGACGCGGCUGGUCGGGCCAGGCAACUGGCUCGGUGGCUGGAUGCUUCUGGAGUUGGCAACUGA
This is a messenger RNA of Aspergillus niger, 1164 nucleotides long. RefSeq lists its product as uncharacterized. Lineage: Eukaryota; Fungi; Ascomycota; Eurotiomycetes; Eurotiales; Aspergillaceae. The record is from RefSeq and is a predicted model, not a curated record. Gene Ontology annotation, molecular function: nucleotide binding. The transcript has 3 exons. The coding region runs from base 1 to 1164 and encodes 387 amino acids.